AUGCGGUGCGGUGAUGGCCUCGAUUCACGAACUACACCAGGAGUACCGGAGAACGAGUGCCACGAGGAGUCCUCUGACUUCAAGUGCGGGAUGACUCCUUCCUCCACCGCCGUUAGCAGCAGCGAUACGGAGAGAGCUACAACCGCUGUAGGCAGGAAGUUGGAGCAGUGCGCAGGAUGGGUCCAGGAGGCGAGGGAUUAUCUACGAGGGAGAAGGCUGUUCACGCUCUUGGCAGUGGUGAACCUGGUGAACUACCUCGAUCGCGGGAAGGUCAUUCCCGGAGGCAGCGAGGAGUUCAACGGGUUCAUCCAGAAAACCUUGCACACCGAUCGGCCGGACGUGUUUCUCGGGAUCCUGCAGAGCGGCUACAUAUUAGGUUUCAGCGCGGCGUGCUUCGUCUUCACGAGUCUCGCGAGGCGACGGAGCCCGUUCAAUCUCAUGGCCGCCGGCCUAGGGAUGUGGUGCGGGGCAGCGGUGUUCGCCGGCGUGGCGAAGCCCUUGGGGAGCUACGCGGUCCUCCUUAUGGCUAGGCUGCUGUCGGGCGUGGGCGAGGCGAGCUUCGUGACCGUGGUUCCGCCCCUUAUCACAGACACGGCUCCCCCGGGGGAGCGGGGACUGUGGCUUGCCCUCUUCUACACCGCACAGCCAGUGGGGGCCGGCAUCGGAUACGUCUACGGCAGCGCCUUGGCAAACUCCGGCUUGGGCUGGCCCUGGGCUUUCUACUUAGAGGCGUUCUUCAUGGCCCCGCUCGCGAUGGCGUGCUCCCUCGUCCCCCGCGACCGCGCCAUGGCCGUCUCCAACGCCUUCGACCACGGCGCCUCCCCCGGCUCACCCGCAACCCCUACCACGGACGCCACCGGAAACCUUAGCGGCAGCCCUAAGGAUGGGGAUAGCAGCGGUAUGGCUGAGUCGCCCACGGUGGAGCAGGGUUACGGUUCGCCGGCGAGGGUAGGGUCGUCAUCGGCGGUUUCAUCGUCCGUGGCUAUGCCUUGUCCCGAGGGAAACCUUCGUAGACGCCCGGACAGAGAAAAGAAGCGCCUUCUUGGUGUUCGUGACGGCGCAAAGGGCGGCGGCGGCGGCAGCGGCAGCAGUAGCAGUAGCAGCAGCAGCAGCAGUAGCAGCAGCAGCGGGGAAGGCGAGGGCUCGUCAUCCUCCUGGGGCUUGCUUGAGCACGAACCAGGCGGGUGGGCGGGAGAAAGAGAUAAAAGUUGUGAAGAAGACACGGCCGAGUUGGCGAGGGGGGGAUCGCAGAGACAUAAUCCCGCGGAGGUCGAUGGAGGAGGAGGAGGAGGAGGAGGAGGAGGAGGAGGAGGACGCGCUUCUAUCGUGGCGGAGGGUCAUGAUUCGACGGUGCCCCUCCUGGGGUCCCUAAACAGCGGACAAUCUCCGUGCUGCUCUCCGGGAGAAGACUCGUUCGGAACGACAGCAGCAGCAGCAGGAAGAAGAAUAAGAAGAAGAAGAAGCCCGCAACCUACCACCACCAGCAGCACCACCACUGGUAGCAUCUUGGCGCUGCAAGACGUGGUCGAGGUCGCGGACCGACCGGUUUUCUGCCUCGUCGUUCUCGGGUCGGCGGCGACGGCGGCAGUCUCCGUCGGCAUGUCGACGUUCUGCACCUCGAUCGUGACGAGCCUAGAGUUCCUGCCCUCGGAGAGCGCCACGGCGGCUACCUUCGGGUGCGUCAUCUGCGCCGCGGGCUUGGUGGGGACGCCCGCCGGUGGCGCGCUGAUCGACGCGGCGGAUCCGGAGGGGAGGCUGGGGGACGAGAAGAAGCUGGCCAUGGUCCUGUCGCAGGCGACCGCGCUCAUGUGCGUGGCCACCGUCCUUCUGGUGGCAUCUACGGUGCAAUCGUCCCUGAUCCCGUUCCUUUUCUUCUUCUUCUUCGGAGGAGCCCUCCUCUUCGCUACGGCCUCACACUCCAACCUCGCGGUCAUGCUCUCAUCGCCGAGACACCUCCGCCCGCUCGCCAUCGCCGCCAACUCCAUCUUCAUGCACGCUCUCGGCGACGUCCCUUCCCCAACCCUCAUCGGAUGGGCCAAGGAUGCGCUCGCGCCGCAUUGCGUCGCCGGGGAAGCGGUGUCCGGUAGCAGCGCAUUCUUGGGGGGUUCUGAGUCUGUUGUUGGUCCCGCCGCAAGGGGGUUGGGGGGGUUGCUGCGGGCGGAGAAUGUGUUAGGUGGGAUCAGCGAUGCCUGCAGGAGCGAGAGGCGAGGGCUACACCUAACCUUGUUGGUCAUCGCAUUAUGGCUGCUGUGGACAUGCCUCUUCUUCGGCCUAGCUCGGGCCGUGCAGCAGAGCGCGCUGGAGCACGGGGUGCUCCCUGUAUCGUGGGGCGACGUCAGGGGUUUGAUAUCGAAGGGUUUGCUUCGCCCUGGUUGGCCAAGUCGAUGGCGGAUGUGGUGGCGGGAACGUGGGCUAUCCGUGCAACGGAAGUCAGCUCUCUGGAUAGACGAAAUCGAGGACGGCGGCUACGUCGAUGAGGUCGGUUCGAGCCUGGAGGAAGCUUUGCUGCCGCCGGCAUCGUUACCGUUACCGUCGCCCCUCACGCCUACCUCGCUCGUUGACUAGACUACUAAUAGCGGUUGGGGACUGAGGGGGCUUGAGGGAGGGGCGGGCGCCUCUGCGGGGGAAUGGAUGUGAUGUGAUGUGACUCAUGAGAUAUUAACGCCGCAAUAUUCCUGCAAUAUCCUUGCGCCCUUUGACGUUUCUCGGGAGUAAAUUAUUUUUUUGUUGGAACAUUAAGCGGUCGAUCUGACGUCUUUGAGGAGUGAGUAGUGUCGGUACCUGACAUCUUUGGGAAGUGAAUUGUAUCAGGACAUGAGGCGGCCCACCUACCACCUACCGCAGUAUUAAUACGUGUACAAAUCAAGGCUUUACAUUUGCCCGCCGGUGCUGUUCUGAAGGUCUACGACGUGAACAUUAGGCACCGCCUGUGGUAUGAGGUGGAGAGUUUUGUCAGCCAAAUUGCAGUUGGAGGGAUGCAAGCCCAGAGGUGCUAGUGGCGCAGGCAACGAUCACGUGUGUCGUGUGUUUGUGUGUGUCGGUGUAUUGUGGCAUAGACCGCACUAACCGGCUGACCAAUGAAAAGGCGUCAGUCUCAAGUGCGGUUGGAAUCAGAAAAAUAAGUAAAUACACUAUAUAUAUAUAUUUUUUUUUUUUUUUCUCCCAUCAUGGGAUUCUGUCGUCUGCUCCUCUGGCACCUAUCCUCCACUUCUACUAUUUAGCUAGACGUCCCAACCGGGGUCACAUAGGAGGGGGGGGCUGGACCCCCUCCUGCGGUUCCUGCCUGAGGUAUUUUUUUCAAGAGAAGGGUACAGCAAUCCCUUCCCUCGCGACUUAGAAAGUCGAUUACGGUUUACUAACAACGAGCUUUGCAACGCGUCGCUUUCAUCCUAGACCAGGAUGUAUAAGUGAGAAAUAUAUAGGUGUGUGUGUCUCAUGCACAGCGUAGGCCGCGCUAAGAGAUAGCUGGCUGAUGAAGUGUCAGUCCCGCGGUAUGCCCGCUUUGAGCCUGUCUGUGCUUCUCUGAUUUUGUAGCACAGUUGACGACGCUAGCUCGUUGACGGAUGGUGUGUGUUCUUUGUUUUUUGUUUUUUCGUAUGGAGUGGUAGCCUUGUCUCAAAACCAUAGCUGUAAGUACAAAUGUUGAUGCGAGGAACAGAGCAGGAGCGAUCUGCCUCCAGCCCGUGCCUGUUUCAUAGUGAAGACGAUUAUGGAACCUUUUGUACAUAUCGAGGAAAGUGUUGGUACGGCCCAUUCUGAGAUUAAACCGGGCGUGUUUGUGAG
Molecule: messenger RNA, 3783 nt
Organism: Ectocarpus sp. CCAP 1310/34
Lineage: Eukaryota; Phaeophyceae; Ectocarpales; Ectocarpaceae
Source: the annotation of a GenBank genome assembly